Molecule: messenger RNA, 1143 nt
Organism: Ambispora gerdemannii
Lineage: Eukaryota; Fungi; Glomeromycota; Glomeromycetes; Archaeosporales; Ambisporaceae
Source: the annotation of a GenBank genome assembly
AUGCACAGGUGGUUGAAACCAAAAGCGACCUUUGCCCUCCUACGUAACAGAAAUUUCCUAAAGAACUAUGGUCAGAGAAGGGCUACUAUAACUCGUGGACUUAAUACUUCACCGAUAACUAUCAAUCAACCAUCAUUCCAAGUUAUAGAAGAGGAGUCCGUGCACCAAGGAGAACACUAUGUUCAAGUCCCAAAGCGCGGAUUGGUGGAAUUAGCUGGUAAAGAUACUAUGAAAUUUUUACAGGGACUUAUUACAAACGACAUAACGUCUAUAAAUACGGGUGUAAACGUAUUUUACACUGCAUUUCUGAAUUCAAUGGGACGAGUUCUUUUUGAUACAUUUAUAUAUCAAAAGAAUGGUGUACCAGAACCAGUAGUUCUUGUGGAAUGUGAUUUGCGAAUUAUCCCUGAAUUCACGAACCACUUGAAAAAAUAUCUCCUUCGCUCAAAAGUAGUGAUCAACGAUGUCUCUUCGGAAUACAAGAUUUGGAAUAUCUGGGGAAAUAAAAAUCUAUCAGAUACUUCGGGACUGAACUCAACUUUGUUCAAGGGUGGAUACGUUGACCAAAGAUGUUCAGGAAUGGGAUUGCGAAUACUGAUACCAGCAAACAUGAAACCAAAUUUAACUUCGAAGUUCACGGAAUUACCUUCUGAAGAAUAUGCUAUUCGACGUAUUUUACAUGGAGUACCUGAAGGCAUUGAUGAUUUUGUACCAGAAAAGGCUUUACCAUUACAAUCAAAUUUUGAUUAUAUGGGCGGAAUUGAUUUUCGAAAAGGCUGUUAUAUAGGCCAGGAACUCACUUUUCGUACAUAUCAUACGGGCGUGACUAGACGGCGUAUCUUACCCGUGCAGUUAUAUCCUUUCAGUGCGACUAAUGCUCCCACAAAAUUAAGUGUUGACAGAAACAUCCAAGUAGUUACUCCAGUUCCAUACUCUGAUAUUCAUCCAUAUGGACAAUCAGGACGCGUUGCUGGAAAUAUUGGCGUAUGCUCGCAUAAUAUCGCUCUGGCGUUAAUCAAACUCGAUAAAGUUGAUGUAGAUGAUCUUGUAGUUUAUGCUGAGGGAAAAAAGCAUAUAUAUAGGGUGAAACCUUUUAUACCGAGUUGGUGGCCUAAAGAUGAGAAUGAACAAAAGCAAAAAUAA